UCCUCAUCCUCCAGCUGUCACUUUUAUCGCACCCAAACGCUCGGUCUUUCCUUCGUUCCUCUGUGUGCGCGUGUGAACAUGUCAUUAGCAGGGAAACCUCAAUAAACUGAGCCAAAGCAGGAGCGAUGAUUACGUUUUCUAUAAAACCACACUGAGCUGUGAACACACCCCGAUAUUGUUCUGGGGGGGAAUAAUGGCUGCACAGGAACCGUCUCCACCAUCUUCCCUGGAAGGCAACAAACCAGGCUUCCCAAAGAAAAUCUUAGCCAACAACCACGAAGACAAACAUCUGUGCAACUCGUGCCAGAAAAUCCUGAGGAGGCCGCUGCAAGCCCAGUGCGGUCACCGCUUCUGCUCCUUCUGUUUCAACAAAAUUGUGAGUUCGGGACCAGAGAAAUGCAGUGCGUGUAUCAAAGAGGACUUGUUUGAGGACCCGACCUCAAUCCUCAAGCAAGGUGGUGCUUUUCCAGACAAUGCAGCUCGCAGAGAAGUGGAGGCCUUGGCCGCCGUGUGUCCCAACGAGGGAUGCACGUGGACCGGGACCAUCAAAGAAUUUGAGAUGAGCCACGAGGGAAACUGUGACUUCAUGAUCAUCCUGUGUCCGUCCUGUAAAGAGCUGAUGAGAGCCAAUGAACAGGAGCGCCACAACGAGAGGGAGUGUCCGGAGAGGACGCUCAACUGUAAAUACUGCAAAGAGCCUUUCCUGCUCAAGAACAUCAAGGCUCACGAUGAAAUCUGUCCCAAAUACCCGAUGAUCUGUGAAGGCUGUGCCAAGAAAAAGAUCCCCAGAGAAAAGUUUGUGGACCAUAUUAAGUUCUGCAGUAAAUUAAAAGCACCAUGCCGAUUUCAUGUUGUUGGCUGCGAUACGUCUGUGGAGAAGGAGAAGAUUCACGACCACGAGCGACUGUGCUCCUACGAGCACCUCAACCUGCUGCUUCAUUUCAUCAUGGGCAUCAAGGUGAGCCUGGAGAGUCUGCAGCCUCAGAGUCUGGAGGUGGUCAGCCACAGGCUGCACGAGCUCCACCAGUCCCUCAGGGACCUGGAGCACAAGAUGAGCCACUUGGGUGCUGGUGCUGUUGCUGGUCCUAGUGCUGGUCCUAGUGCUGGUGCUGGUGUAGGUGCAUCAGCAGUAGUAGCAGCAGCAGCAGCAGCAGCAGCAGCUCCAGUUCAGGGCGCGUGUGCCCCAACACUGGCCACCUCCUUCACGCCGCUGCCCAGCACUGUGGGCGCCGCGCUGGAGCUGCAGCUGCAGAGCGAGAAGACCAAGGUGGCGGAGCUGAGCCGACGCUGCCAGGAGCUGGAGCUCAAAGUCGGCACGUUCGAGAACAUCGUCUGCGUCCUCAACCGAGAGAUGGAGCGCUCCUGCGCCACCAUGGAGGCGUACAACCGGCAACACCGACUGGACCAGGACAAGGUCGAGAUCCUCAACAUCAAGGUUCGUCAGCUGGAGAGAACCGUGAGUCUCAGAGACCUGUCCAUCGUGGAGAUGGAGGGGAAGAUGAGGGAAAUGUCGGCAGCCACGUACGACGGCAUCUUCGUCUGGAAGAUCUCGGAUUUCACCAAGAAGCGUCAGGACGCCGUGGCCGGCCGAGCUCCCGCCAUGUUCUCUCCUGCCUUUUACACCAGCAAAUACGGCUACAAGAUGUGUCUGAGGAUCUAUCUGAACGGGGACGGAACAGGAAGAGGAACUCACUUGUCUCUGUUCUUUGUGGUGAUGAGAGGACACAGCGACGCUCUCCUCAAGUGGCCUUUCAAUCAGAAGGUCACGCUGAUGCUUCUCGACCAGAACAACCGCGAGCACAUCAUCGACGCCUUCAGACCUGACAUCUCGUCGUCGUCCUUCCAGAGACCCGUCAGCGACAUGAACAUCGCCAGCGGCUGCCCGCUCUUCUGCCCGCUCUCCAAACUGGACUCUAAAAACUCCUACAUACGUGAUGACACCAUCUUCAUCAAGGCCAUCGUGGACCUCACGGGACUAUAGGCCGAUCCAAACCCUGUCUGGUUUUUUUAUGACUGAAUAACUGGCAUUUCUCUUUGGGGUCCGUUGGCAGCAAUAUGCAAAAACAGAGCAGAAAACCUACCGUUUGUUUUGGGCGCCAGUCUAAAGACGUUCUCUUAAACCUGGUAGAAACAAUUCAUGCGUUUUAGUUCCCAUUCUUAAAUAAACAAUUAUCAAUAAAUAUCACAAUUCACAUCACAGCCACAAUAUAAUUGUUUAUAUUUCAUUCAAACUGGUCAAAAAAAACCAUCCAAUCCCAACUUUUAACUGUUUUUUUUACAAUUGGGGAUGUAUUUAUUCGGAAUUCACUUCCAGCCUAGAUUAUUUUCCAACAUACCUGGGUUUUUAUCGGUUUCGCUGCGAUCGGCAUCAGUGGGAACAUAAAAUGUAAUCUCUGCUCUAUUUUUGCCAGAGAUUUUCACACGCAUUAAUUUUUAGCUGGUUCGCCUAGCCGUUAGCCUAAAAAUUAGCCUUAAAGUCUCUAGCAAUCCUUUAUAAAAGAUUUAAAAAGCGGUUCAUAUCUUUUAUUUCAUCAAUCGGAUCAUUUUAACGAUCGAUUUGAAGAGAAACCGAAGUAAAAGACGGAAAAAAAUCUGUUCUGUUUCCGGGAAGCGAUUGACCUGUUUUUUACAAAUCCUGAUUUACACACUAAAUUUAACGAAAAAACAUUCAGAGAUCUCGUUAAAGAAGCAGCUGUCAUUAUCAACUUUGCAUUUCAGUUCGGUCAUGUAUGUGCGAUUUAGCCGUUUACAAGUAACUACCAGAAUUCAAGUCCCACAAAACACAAAUAAAAACUAAAAUUCCAAAGAGAACAACACUGGCAAUUUAAUAAUUAUGCUGCGGUCCUUUUUGUUCCAAGAUGGCUGCCACAACACAAACACUGCUCCUUCUGUUGUAUUUAUUUCAGGCUAAACGCGCAAAAUACAAUCUAGAUGUUAUCCACUGCUAUUACUAACAAUGGCUAGCUCGGUGAUGUCACUCCCAGCUCCGAACACAGCAUUAAUGUUAGCGACUUAUUUGCACAUAUAGCAGACAUGAGCGUUAGCAUGGUGGUUGCGUGUGUUGAUUUUGCUAGUGAACGAUACCUAGCUCCUUAGCAUGCUAACUGCCACAUUCACAAGCUAGUGGUUCGCUUUGACUGACGUAAUAAAAAAAAACGGUCAAAUCGUGGAUUGUAGACGCGUGAACGCUAAAACUUUCGAUGACCAACUCCCCAGAGAAAAAUGCUCCUUAGCAUGCUAAUUGCUGCAUUCACAAGCUAGUUGUUAGCUUUGACUACAAAUUGCUUGUAGAGCAAAUAGUUUUUCCCAUUUUUUGGUGUUUUUUCAUAUUAUAUUUUUUCAACUUUUGGACACCAAUACAUUUCCUUUUUUUUGUUUUACUAUUAAAAACUGAAAAUACUGAGCCAUUGAAACACUAGCUACGUAGAUGACGAGCACUGCGAUAGAUCUCGCCUGGUCUUGGUGCUUGUUGCUCACUGCUGGCUUGUACUGUACUGCCUAACACGAUUAACUCAUCGUUCGCAUUUAGAAAUGUAGAGUUUCCAGCGCGACGCCCAUGUAGCCUUUUCUCGGACCGUCGCCCCGGCUUUUUUGCACACGGUUUGUAGUGCAGUUGUAACUUUUUCUAAACUUGUUUAUAAGUAACGUUUACUGACAUUCAUGCCUCCAACACGCGAGUCUGUGUUUGUUGGUGCUCAUUUGUGGUGGUGGACAUUGUUUGAAUUCCAUGAAUUCUGAGUGCAGUAUUUCAUUUGUGAAGGUUGUUGGCGUGUGUUUGUGUGCUUGUUUACAUGUCUUUGUGGGGACCAAGACCUCAGUCUGGGAAUAUGAGGACAUUUUAUCGGGUCCUCUCAUUUUCACAAGGUUGUUUGAGAAUUAUGGUUUGGUCUGGGGGGGGGGUCGUUGUAAGGAUUAGGGUAAAGUUUGGGUGAUUUUCAUUGAUGGUGCGUUCCAGUUUGUGAGUUUCUGAGGUAGCUCCAGCUUUGCAAGUUCGAAACAUGACUUGAGAGGGUGUUCCAGUUUAAAAUUAGCAAACUGUUUUUACUAUUUAGUAGAGCCGCAGCCGUUUUGGAAUCCCACGUAGUGGUUUUCUGAGGUUGCUUCAAUUCCCCAACCUGUAAACACAACUUAAGGUGGCCUUUCUGUUGAAACGUACGACUAGGAACUCAAGAAUUCCGACUUGGGAAGUCGUAGCAACGUCAGAAAACAAUUUAGCUAACUUGGAGUCCUAUGCUCCGACUUUCCAAGUUCCAAACGGUUCUGUCCUCACAUAGAUGCAUCUAAAUGUGUGUGUGUGUGUGUGUGCUGUUCCCCUUUACAGUUUAAUUGUUCACGUUUUAAAAGUUGUUUACCGCAGUUUAUUAAACAAACAACCACC
Molecule: messenger RNA, 4378 nt
Organism: Solea solea (common sole)
Lineage: Eukaryota; Metazoa; Chordata; Actinopteri; Pleuronectiformes; Soleidae
Gene: traf2a
Product: Tnf receptor-associated factor 2a
Exons: 10
Coding region: 194-1981 (595 amino acids)
Biological process (GO): protein K63-linked ubiquitination; positive regulation of JNK cascade; positive regulation of canonical NF-kappaB signal transduction
Cellular component (GO): cytoplasmic side of plasma membrane; cytosol; plasma membrane signaling receptor complex
Molecular function (GO): ubiquitin protein ligase binding; zinc ion binding; tumor necrosis factor receptor binding
Source: RefSeq, a predicted model, not a curated record